AUGGCUCUAUCACGUUUCGCUUCAUCUCAAUUCGGAUCCAACUUCCUCAAACCCGCUUCAUUCCUCUUAUCCUCCCAACGACGUCGUUCCAUUUCCUCUUCCAACGAAACCCUAACCAUCGAAACCUCCAUCCCCUUCACCGCCCACAACUGCGAUGCGCCGUCACGCUCGGUCGAAACCUCAUCCUCAGAGCUCAUGUCCUUUUUCAACGACAUGGUUCUCAUGCGUCGGAUGGAGAUCGCCGCAGAUUCACUCUACAAGGCGAAACUAAUCCGCGGAUUCUGCCAUCUAUACGAUGGGCAGGAGGCCGUUGCGGUGGGAAUGGAAGCCGCGAUUAACUCGAAAGACUGUGUGAUUACUGCUUAUAGAGAUCAUUGUACGUUUCUGAGCCGCGGGGGGACGCUGUUUGAGAUUUUUUCUGAGCUUAUGGGGCGGAGCGGCGGGUGUUCAAAGGGGAAAGGGGGGUCGAUGCAUUUUUAUAGGAAGGUGGGAGGGUUUUAUGGUGGACAUGGGAUUGUUGGGGCUCAGGUUCCGCUUGGGGUUGGGUUGGCUUUUGGGCAGAAGUAUUGUAAGGAUCCGAAUGUUACUUUUUCUUUGUAUGGGGAUGGUGCUGCUAAUCAGGGUCAGUUGUUUGAGGCGCUUAAUAUUGCUGCGCUUUGGGAUCUUCCUGCGAUUUUGGUUUGUGAGAAUAAUCAUUAUGGAAUGGGAACUGCUGAGUGGAGAUCUGCUAAGAGUCCUGCUUAUUACAAGCGUGGGGAUUAUGCUCCAGGAUUGAAGGUAGAUGGCAUGGAUGUUCUUGCAGUAAAGCAAGCUUGCAAGUUUGCAAAGGAACAUGCUUUGAAGAAGGGCCCCAUUAUUCUUGAAAUGGACACAUACAGAUACCACGGCCACUCCAUGUCUGAUCCUGGCAGCACCUACCGCACGCGUGAUGAAAUCAGUGGUGUUAGACAGGAGCGUGAUCCAAUUGAGAGAGUCAGAAAGCUGGUAUUGGCUCACGAUAUUUCUACCGAAAAGGAACUAAAGGACAUUGAAAAGGAAGCGAGAAAACAAGUUGACGAAGCCAUUGCCAAAGCAAAGGAAAGUGAUAUGCCAGACCCAUCUGAUCUAUUUACCAAUGUAUAUGUUAAAGGCUUAGGGGUUGAGGCAUAUGGUGCUGACAGGAAAGAACUAAAAGCUACUUUGCCAUAA
Molecule: messenger RNA, 1188 nt
Organism: Lathyrus sativus (Indian pea)
Lineage: Eukaryota; Viridiplantae; Streptophyta; Magnoliopsida; Fabales; Fabaceae
Source: the annotation of a GenBank genome assembly